GCCAACGAAAAAUUAAGACUUCAUAGAUGAUCGGCAAUGUCUUCUAUCCUCGAUCACAGAUACGAAUAUUUAAACAAUAAAUACUUCAGGAAACACGAAUACGGUGACUUCACACCAUUCUAUAUUACCAUUACUAUCUGCUCCAUUCUUGCACUUACAAUAUUUUUGAUCAACUUGUUUUUGGGCUGCUGCUCCAGACAUUCUGAAUAUUGGCAAGAUAGAUACACAGGUAAUCGCUGGAUUGUCUCUCUGUGGACCUCAACUCCUCAUCAGCAACCUUCCUUAGAUUACACAGAACUUCAACACGUCCAAAUAGAGAACCAAGGUCCCAGAGUAGUCUACUACCCUCCAGAAGAGCCACAACUAGCGUCCACAUCUCAAAAACCACCACCCCAAUAUCUAGAGUUGCAGAAACGAGAAAGUGAUAUCUAAACAAGCUUUUUUUUAUCUAAACAGGCAGCUAAAAAUAUUCCAAAAUGUUUCACAUGUACUGGCCUGCAACUUGUGCAAUUACACUCUUUCUUAUAGUUGGUGUUAUUAUGGUUAUGCUAAAAUGGGGUCCAAGAUUAUGUAAGCUCCGCCAUACUGCAUUGCCAGAUAGAGGUACUUGGCAGCAUGCUACUUAUGAGCAGCCCAUAUCUUAUGCCUAAACUGUAAUACCUAUAAAGUUUCAUUUAUGAAUUUUAAUUUCUCAACCCUGAGGAGUAAUUUUUGUUACUUUGUUAGCAAUCUUAAUUUCUUUAGACGCUGCGAUAAAUACAAGCAAUUUAUCGUGACAAUAAAUCGCUACGAUUUAUCGAUUUGUUUAGUAGGGUAAAUCGCUGCAAUGUACAUACGACGAUAAAUUGAAAAAACUCGAUCGACAUCGAUAAAUUGCUGGGGUUUAUGGCAGCAUCUAAACCCUGCAUUACUUCGCUACAUCAAGUACAGUAGACUCUCUCUAUAACGAACACAGUUAUUACCAGGUUUCGCUUAUAACGAGGUUCGCUAGAUGUCCCAUGAAAUUCCUAUUGAACUGUGACAGCUCUAUAACGAGGCAUAUUUGGUUAUAACGAGGAAAAAUGAAGAAAAAUAUGCAUCUUUAUCUGUUUUUAGCUCUGUAAUGGCUAUAAAUAAAUACCCCAACUACCUGUGUACAGAAAUCCGCAACAUCUGUGCGGUUACAAAGGAUAGUGCUUUAAUAAAAUCAACCGCCUAUAAUAAACUUCUUCCUGUUCUGUUUAUCUGUCGACCGAUAUUGAAUAUUGAAAGGAAAUUUACACUUUAUGAUAGUGAAGCCUUAUUGUCGAGGAAACAAUAUUUAGCAUCUUAUAUUGCUCUGAAUGGCUUCACUAUAGGAAGUUAAUGUUUUAGAAAACUGUGUAUUUAUAUGUAUGCACAAUAUUAGGUUUGUUCAAACACGAUGAAGAACCGUCAUAUAACGAUCAUGUUACUAGAUAAUUAACUUUUCAUGGGUUCCAUGCGAACGAAAUAAUACGUUCCAUGGUACUGCGCAGGACGGUUUCUAGUUGUGUUGGAACAAACCUAUUAUUAAUAUGUGCAGGGUAGAAUAUUUUAUAUAACAAAUAAAAUUCUUAUGCCUGAUUGCACCAACAAAGUCGACAACAAAUCUGAUCUCCAGUACACGCUGUACGCAGCCUAUGGCUUCUGUUGGGUAAGUCUAUCCACCAGGUAAGUCGGUGGUCACUUCAAUUCACCCCGUAAUUUGAAUUUGUUUUAGAAUUACUCUUUUUUUAACUAUUUUAGGUUAUAAGAUAGUUUUUGUCCUUCAAAGUUUAUUAAAAGUAAUUGAAAACUAACAAUUUUCCUACAGCGUGACAUUGUACGCAAUGUACAGCAUAUAUUGGAGGCCACAGCCUUAAGCUCCAGCUUAGCCCAGCCCAGUUUAUAGAGAAGGCCGCCUUUAAGUUUGACUUAUGUUGCACCAUAUUUUUUUUUCUUAUCUAGCACGUCUUAACUGAGACGAAGUUUAAGAUACAAUCCACGUGGCAAGCUGAAAAUUAAUAAUGACUCAAUGGUGCAACAUGUAUGUUUCGUAAGCUGAGCUUAAAGCAAGUCUUAAGCUUAAAAUCUGUUGGCGCAACAAGGCAUUAGUGUCAGAAUAUUUUAUUUUAAUUCAUUGGAGAGCUACACGUCUCUUAAAUUGCUAUAGAGGGUUAUGAUAGAAUUGUGAACAACACAUAACAAAAACUUAAAUAGAAAUUUCUCUCCCAAGUGAAGAGCGACAUGCAUCUGCUAUAGAUAGUUUAGCAGUUUAUUUUUAUAUUACCAAAUGUUAAAUUGUGUAAAUUCCAUUUUCAAGUCUUUUGGUAUUCCGAAUUAGAAUUGAUAUUGUUGUUGUUAAGAGCCUUCCUUUUUAAAAGGUUUUGGUUACUCCAAUGUCCACAUUUGUAUGCUUUCUAAAGACUUUCCUAAAACCUCAUUGUGUGGUUCCAGAGGGUAACAAACUUAUUUUUUUAAGCCUCAAUUUAUAUACCAUUUGUAGAAGGAUCGCUUCCUUGUCUCACAAAAAAUUAUGCCGUUGAUGUUAUAAAAUAUAAAACAAGGUAAAAAAUAUAUUUCAACUUCUUUCUUUUAAGCGUUUUAUCAAUUCACUCAUCCAGAAGAAAAGUGUCCCAACUAAAAAAAACAACUUUUUUCGGGGGAAAAUAAACAACAAAAAUAGAUUUUUUAUAUCUUAAUUUAUAAGUUUUAAACGGUAACUGCUAAAAUUUAUAAAUUAAAACCUAAGAAUAUGGAUAAGUGAAUGUUUCUAAUUGUGUAAGAGACAAAAACAACAAAAAAACUAUGAUAUCUGAUUUAUACAGAAAAAAGAUAAAAUUUUGAGUUAUGUCACUUCUUUUAAAAUAUUGGUCACUUUUUUAAAAGUAACGAAAAAUACCCAGGACACUUUUUGAAAUACAACGGUUUUUAUGAUAAAUAACAAUAAGUCCACGUCGAAUAUCAGAGCAUAACUGAAGGGUGUCAUUGUUCCGGAAUAAAAAUAUUCAUUUUAUCGCCAACGGAAUAAUGACACUACCGCCAUCUUUCGAAGUUAUAAGUAAACAUCUAUGUGACAUUUUUCUUGAUAAAAGUGUAGGAUAUUUGGAGUCAAUUUAACAAGAUAACUCGAUUGAUGCCUUUUGUGGAGUUGUGUCACUUUUCUUUCGGAUGUGUCAUUUUUCUUUCGAAGUAUAGAUAAUAAUAUUUAUGAACUUUAUAGGUACAAAGUAUUUUUUUUUAUUAUUUUGAUAGAUGUAAUAUUUUUACUCAGUGCCUUAAUAAGGCUACGUUGUUAUUCAACAGUGCUUAUAUAAUAUGUGCACAAACAUAGUAUGUAGUUAAUUUUAAAGUAUUAGUUACCUUUUAAAGGAUUAGGCUUAUACUAGGCUGUUCAAUAAUUUUUGUGGUUCGAUAAGAAGAACACAAAUUUAUGGUUUGAAAUACACUUUAUUAUUCAGUAUAGUCUCUCUGAACAUCAAUACACUUGUUCCAAACAGAUUCCCAUUUAUAAAUUCCAUCCCUGAAGUGAGAAUCUGAAAGGACUGUAGAAUACGCUUCCACAGCUGUUAUGACCUCACCAUUUUUUAUGAAAAACGCUUUUCAUCCAUGAUUUUUUAUAGAUAUUGAAACAGAUGGAAGUUGCUAUCGGCCAAAUCUGAUUAAGAUGGUAGCUCCAACAUUUCGAAGUUCAAUUCAUGGAUUUUAGCCAUUUUUAAAAUGCUCAUAUGGCACGUUUCAUUGUCCUGAUGAAAAAGGAUUUUUUCUUCUGCAAACCGGGUCUUUUUGGACGAAUUUUUUUCUUCAGCUGAUGUAAACGGUUAGAAUAAUAUUCAGAAUUUAUUCUUUUACCAGUUUGCAAGUAAUUCACAAACAGAUUCACAAAAUUCAUGUUAACACCUUCUUGGACACGCUUGUUUCGAAACCGAGGAACUAGGUUCACACCACACUUUAGUCUCUUGUUUUGAUUCAGCAUCACGGUGAUAGACUCAAAUAUCAUCCAUAAUGAUGAAUUGAUACACAAAAUCUACUUUAUCCUUUCGAAAACGCUCUGAAUGUUGUUGAGAAACUCACAUUCGAAUUAGUUGUGUUUUCAAUUUCGUUCAUAAAUUUCAAAUAAAAAAUGCAUUGACAGAUUGAAAUGAAACCACACACGUUCAUAUGAAGAGUGCAAUUAGGCUAGUAGCAACCACUGGCGGCUCGUGGUAAUUUAAGGAGGGUGUUCAAUUAAAGAAUGUAAUUAUACAAACGGUGAAUAAGCGCCGUAGGCGAAAAAUUUUUGGGGCCUCGCGAAAAGAUGUUCUGUAAAAUGAAACCUAUCUUUGACCCGAUUAGUCAGGAUGUCACACACUUUUUUGUUUUGUGCAGAAUAUGAUACCUACUGAAUGAUGGCGCUUCUUCGGUGGUGAAGGUGGAGGCAGAAGUUACGAAUAAUGAAAUGGCUUUGUCAAAACUGUUUAAAAAUCCGUUUAUUUUAACGGCAUCCAAAGACCGAGAUUGAAAUUAUAGUUUUAUUCUUUGAAAAUACUAAACAUGGAAAACAAAAUAAAGAAUGUAGUUUAUCACACCCACAAAAUCACUAAGUUUUUCUAUAUUGUUUAACUUUAAAACAAUGUUUAAACUUUUUGUUUCUUAUUGCGCAUUCUUGUACCAAGUUUAUCUCCGGCCAAGUUAGUCCAUUCUUUUUAUAAAAAGUCGAUUUUCAAAACUAUUUGCAUUUUCUUUUAUAAACUUCACUGAAUAAGGCUCCACUAUCCUAAAAAAAACUACCUACCAAUAUUGUAUUUAAUAAAAUCCCACAACAGAAAAUGCCAAACUGUGAAUCGAAACGCUUCGCCCCGGUCUCUGUGUGCAGUGCACAAAUCGUCAAUGUUUUAAGAUAUGAGAAUCCCUGGUUCACGGAUUUAAGAGCUCUCGUUCUUCUAUAGGGUUACUGUAUAGUGGCUGGGUUCAAUUUGAAUUCUGCACUUACCACGUGCAUCUAGCGUAGCGGUGUUUUGCAAACAAAUUAUGUGAUUAAUAAAUACAGUUAUAUUUUAAUGAUACUAUGAUAUUUAUGAGAUUUAAGAAAAAAUAUUUUAAUGAUAUUUAUGAGAUUUUUAAAAAUAUGUAUUUUAAUGAAAUUUGAUUGGGUGUUCACUGCGCAAGUGAACCAAUGGAGAAACCGCCCCUGGUAGCAACUCCCUCUCUUGUCGAACCGCAAAACUUAUUGAACAAUCUAGUAUAGUUCAAUUACUCGAAACUCAGUCCCAAAAAGGUGGCAUUACCUCAUUUUUAAACAUAUUUUAUCUGCAUUUGUAAUUUAAGUAAUUACAUAAAGUCCAUGUUAGAAAAACUUAAUUUUAGAAUGAGGUAAUGUAAUCUAUUAUGGGAUAUAGAUAUUCUAAAAUAAAAUUAACAUGACUUAUGAAUCUCUAGUUUACUAUCCGUCCAUUUUUUACAUUUUGUAUUUACACUUUUGUAGUAUUUAAUAAUAAAUAUAUUAAAAUGUA
Diabrotica virgifera virgifera (western corn rootworm) is the source of this 5471-nucleotide messenger RNA. RefSeq lists its product as uncharacterized. The transcript is spliced from 2 exons. NCBI's taxonomy places the organism in Eukaryota, Metazoa, Arthropoda, Insecta, Coleoptera, Chrysomelidae. The record is from RefSeq and is a predicted model, not a curated record. The coding region runs from base 37 to 432 and encodes 131 amino acids.